GAUCGGUUACUAGUCAAAUUUUCAUACUUAUUAUGAAUUUCAUCCGCCUCAUGCACUUCUCCUGAUAUGCUUCUAAAAUAUUGGUUCGGACACAGGGUGUCUUCAGAAGUUUCAGUAUCUGAUGAUGAGGAGGAUAAGCAGGAUUGCAGUUCAUAUGAUGAUAGUUUCAUAGAUGAUAAGAUAAAUCCAACAGCGGCAGAUAGUCAAGCCGAGGCUGGUGAAGUUGACAUGAUAGCAAUUUACAGGCGUUCAUUGCUCACUCAGUCACCGAUUCCCAACCUUUCAAAUGAUUAUACUCCUGAUUCUGAGGUUCCAACUAGCAGAGCAGAUGAAAGCAAGAGCUCAUCUGGAACAGCAAAUCAUCACACACCUCAAACUGACCCAAAGUCAAUAACGAAAUAUCCCUCAAACUUUCAGCAAAGUAUUAAUAGAAUCGCACCAGAAGCCAUACCAUGCUCAACCACUUGCUCUUUGAGAGAAAACGAUAGCAAGUUAGAGAGCCGGAAAAGAAAGUUGAGCUAUUAUCAGGCAACUUCACUGCCAGUUGUCAAUUUACACGAUGAGUUCUCUCUUCAUUCUAAAGCUGUUGGUGUAAACUCACAUCUUUUGGAAGAAGCAGCAAACAAUGAAGUUGGUGAUCCAUUUGAUGAUGACCAGUUCUUUCAAAGUAUCGAUCUUGAUGCAAUGGAAGCAGAGGCUGCUAGAAUGCUCAGAAAUAAAUCACAGUCCUUGGUUCAGAAUACAGUGAAUUCAAUACCUAUUACACAAAAUCCUGAUGGCGGAAACUCUCCUUCAUUUGAUCUAGGAAUUUAGUUUUUCUGUCUCGAUUGUUAAGUUGGUGUUACAGCUCGUAUUUAUUAUCCGCAUCGUUUAAUGGUUACAGGAAAGUCAAUCGUGACGCAAAUGAGGCGUAUGUAAAUGCAAGGAAUAUGGAAACAUUUUGCUGUAUGUAAUUUCAAAGAUAUUGUUUCCCUAGUCCACGUAAAGUGCUUUGGCUGUGUGAAGCAUAUGUGCAUGGUUGAAUACUUGCCUGUGAUUUCUCAAGCAGAUGUUUUGUUUC
Messenger RNA from Nicotiana tabacum (common tobacco), 1060 nucleotides. NCBI's taxonomy places the organism in Eukaryota, Viridiplantae, Streptophyta, Magnoliopsida, Solanales, Solanaceae. The record is from RefSeq and is a predicted model, not a curated record.